AUGUUUUCAUAAAUAAAGUAUAAGUAAUUAGAAACAGAAUUGACCGAACACGAAGUCCAACGACUUCCAUCAACAAAUAAUGAUGAAGCACAUUCAAAUUAGAUACCUGUUAGGCCUGAAAAUAAAUACAAAACAUUGCUAAUGCUUAUAUUCUAUAUUGGGUCCUUUUUCAAAUUUAAUGAUGAAACUCUAAUUUUUAUUGGGAUUUAUCUUCUAAUGCUAUUGAAUAAUCGACAGAACAUAUCUGAUUUAGUUUUUGCAGUUGUAGCUUUGAUCUUAGGUUUUGGUCAUCUAUUUUUUGGUUACAAUUUAUUAGGAAUGACUUAAAUUAUCAUGAGUAUAGAUAUACUUACUUUCCCUUUUUCGUAGAGAAUGAUAAGAGAAAUUAAAUUAGUGUGGUCUGAAAUAAUGAAUUUGGCAAUCACUAUGUUUUUCAUUUUAUGUAUAUGUGCAUAUUCAACAACUGCCUAUUAUUAUGAUAACAAAAAAGUUGAAAUAUUUUAUGGCACAUUCAGUAGAUCAGUGCUAACAUUUGUUUAGACUCUAAGUUUGGAUGAUUGGGCUUAGAUAGGAAGAGAGUCAGAUGAUUUAGUUGGAUAUUUUAUAUUGUGUAUUUAUAUUCUACUUAUGACAUAUUUCUAUUUAAACAUAAUGAUGGGUAUUUUGAUUGAGACACUGUAAUUUGAGAAAAAAGGUAAUCACUUAGAUGACCCAUUUAAUUAUGAAAUAAAUUAACAAUAAAUAUUAUCGGAAUUAGUAAAGGAGUAGAAUUUAUUUGAUAAAUGCAUUAUUGGUAACUAUUAUCAAUAUAUCGUAUUCAUUAUUAGUUUUGGAGGGAUAUUUAUAUCAAUACUUGAGAAUUUUGAUCAUGGAGACAGUACAAGUGAAUUAGUGAUAGAAUUGAUAGAUGAUGGGUUAUACACAAUUCAUUUUAUUAUAUUAAUUCUGAAGAAGGGACCAAUUUAUGAUUUAGAAAGAAACAAUAAAAUUAUGAUGCUGUUGCAUUUCAUAGCUGGACCAUUAUCAUUAAUCUACUCAUUGAUAUUCCUUGAAAUUGGUUGUCUACUGAAUUUACUAAAAAUUGCCACUACUCCAUCAGUCAAAGGAAUAUUCGUUGGCACAAUAGACAUGUUACCAUUUCUGAUGCCUUAAUUCACACAACUCUUUGGAAUUAUAAUGUUCAUUGCUAGCAUUUUGACUUCUAAUUAUUCUGCAUACACAGGAUUAAAAUAAUAAAAGUAUUUCUCAUCUUUUUGGGGUUCCUUCUACACUCUUGUUUAAAUCAUGACUUUGGAUGAUUGGGGAAAUAUAGUUGAACCAAUGUAUUCAAAACAUGGAUAUAUACUACCAUAUAUCAUUAUACCUAUUUACAUAUUUUUAAGUAAUUUUAUCAUAUUAAAUACCUUAAUUGCAUUGAGUUGCGAAUAUUUUGUUGAGGUCAAAUAUUAUUCUAUUGAAAAAGAAUAAAACUAUGUUAGAUGUUCUCAAUUUGUUGGUAUCGAUGAAUUGAUGAAUUAUUGUAAAUAAAAUUAAAUGCACUUUAAUAUACCCACUGUCAUCGUUGGUCACCAUGAUCAAUUGAGUGCCAAGAUUAAACCGGACACUAUAAUUUAAAUUGAAUAUGGAAAUCUUUAAUUUACUGCUAAGGUAAUUUUAUAAUCUGAAGCGUUAUGA
This is a messenger RNA of Paramecium tetraurelia, 1674 nucleotides long. RefSeq lists its product as uncharacterized. The transcript is spliced from 4 exons. Gene Ontology annotation, molecular function: monoatomic ion channel activity. NCBI's taxonomy places the organism in Eukaryota, Ciliophora, Oligohymenophorea, Peniculida, Parameciidae. Gene Ontology annotation, biological process: monoatomic ion transport; transmembrane transport. Gene Ontology annotation, cellular component: membrane. The record is from RefSeq and is a predicted model, not a curated record.